AGUAGCCGCCCCGCACACACAGAAGAUGGCACCCACUUUACCCAGAUAAUAUCUCGAUCUCACUUGUACAAGGAAAUGUCUUACAUCCUCCUCCUAACCUGAUAUAACAUCGUCUACUCAAAGUUUAAUCUCUACACCGGCCAAACUAUUCAAAUAACUAUCUGGCAGCAGAAGAACAUUCCUAGAAACCAUUAAAAGGACUACAGAAAAUUCCAGAAUAACCACGGAAGGUUUUAAAAGAGCUACAGAAGGUUCCAGAACAGUUCCAGGUGCCGAUGCUGAUAGAAAGACGGUGUUUCUCACUGAAUGACAUUACCCUGUACGAUGUAGACAGUUUGUUCGGUACUGACUCUGAGAGCUACUUGUAUGAUACGGAGGAGCAGCUGGACUGUAUCCCUGUGGAGCCUGUUGGAUAUUAUCAUCUAGAUAUUGACGGGGAGGAGUUUGAAGAGGAUGAUAGCGAGGUGGAGGAUUCAGAGGAGGAGCAGGAGGACACGGAGGACUACAAAAAGGGGGGUUACCAUCCUGUCAAGAUAUCAGAUGUUUACAACAACAGAUAUGUGGUCCUGAGAAAGCUGGGAUGGGGCCACUUUUCCACCGUGUGGCUCGCCAGGGACAGUAGAACGAAAGCGUAUACAGCCGUUAAAGUUGUGAAGAGUGCGUCACAGUACACAGAAACAGCUAUUGAUGAGAUCAAGUUGUUGACCAAGGUGAGAGAAGGAGACCACGCCCAUGUGGGUAGAAGUCACGUGGUACAGAUGAUAGACGAUCACAAAAUAGUCGGUAUCCAUGGUACCCAUAUCAGCAUGGUAUUCGAGGUUCUCGGAGACAACCUGCUGAAGCUGAUAAUUAGAAGUAACUAUCGGGGGAUGAAUGAGGCUCUGGUGAAGCGCAUCACUAAACAGGUACUGAUGGGACUUGACUACCUGCACACAGUAUGUGGUAUAAUACACACGGACAUAAAGCCUGAGAACGUGAUGUUAACUGUUAGCGAGAGUACAGUAAAACAGUGGGCUGCUGCUGGAGCACAGGACGAUCCUAAAUUCAAAGCUAAUCUUCCUAAGAAUCUUAGAGAGCGAAAACAAGCACCAGUUAAAGUAGAGGGGCUCCAAAAAGAGGGAGUCAAACUAACCAAGAAUCAGAAGAAAAAGUUAAAGAAGAAAUUAAAGAAAGCAAACGCGUCGGGAGGAGGAGAGAAGAACGGAAGAGCAGAGAGUAUAACAUCAGAUAUGUCUACAGAAGAUAACAAGCUUAUCAAUGUCAGUAGUCCUGACAACGAGAAAAAUAUGAACGAGGUCCACAACGACAAUUGUAACGGCACAGUUCCACUCGACAUGACGACAGAGGAUCAGAACGAUAAAGAAAUGAAGACAGAAGAUCAAAACGAGAAGAAUAUGAAGACAGAAAAUCAGAAUAUUCCAGAAGAUGAGAAUAAUCCGGAUGACCAGAAUAUUCCAGAAGAAACAGCAAUCCAGGAGAACAACACAAAACUGGAAGAUGAUAACUGUACAGAACAGCAGGAGGAAGAAGAUCACGCCGCUCUGUACAAUGACGUCAUAGCAGAGGACAAUAUGACGUCACAGACUGAUAACAUGACGUCACAACCUGAUGAUAACUCCAAUGGUAACACAGAAGAAACUGCUGAUACUGAUAAUAUGGAGAACGAUGAGAACAAGGAGCCUAAUGAGAAGGAGACUGAUGAACAGGAGGAGUCUCAGGAUCAGGUAAUGAAACAGAAUGAGGAGAACAAAGCCCCGAAUGAGAAGGAGACUGCUGUUAAGGAGAACAAGGAGGAAGAGGAGGAGGAUAACUCAAACGAGAAGACGGAAACUAAAUCAGAGCUUCCUGAAAACGGCUGUAUAGAUGAUAUAAACGUAAAGAUAGCAGAUCUUGGUAAUGCUUGCUGGAUAGACCACCACUACUCUGAGGACAUACAGACCAGACAAUACAGAUCAGUAGAGGUGCUCUUAGGGAUCGGUUACAACACCUCAGCAGAUAUCUGGAGCAUGGCGUGUAUGGUAUUUGAACUGGCAUGUGGUGAAUACCUGUUCGACCCUCACAGUGGUUCUAACUACAGCAGGGACGAAGAUCACCUAGCUCACAUAAUAGAGCUACUAGGACCAAUACCUAAACACUUGGUAGAGAAAGGAAAAUACAGUAAAGAGUUCUUUACAAAGAGAAACGAACUGAGGCACAUAAAGGAUCUUAGACCGUGGAGUUUGAAGAAUGUGCUCAUGGAGAAAUACGACUGGGUGGAGGACGAAGCCGUGGUAUUCGCAGACUUCCUCCAACCUAUGUUGGAUCUCAACCACGAGAAACGGAUUUCUGCUGCCGAAGCUCUCAAACAUCCUUGGUUAGACGGGGUAUGAUGGCACUAUGUGCCUCUCUGAGAGAGCGUUUUCUUAAUGUCAGAUUAUUUAGGGGAGGGGUUAUGACGUCACUCAUUACGUCAUGUGACUGUUAACUCGCGUGUAAAAGCAUGGCUCCUCGGACCAAAAUGAAUUUGAUAUUUUAUUUAUCUUUUAAUGUUUUAAUUUAAGAUAAAAUUUAAAAGUUUUGCCAUAAAAGUGGAACCUUUAGUUUUUAUUUGAUAUGCAUUUUUAGAUUUUGUGUACUUGGCUUAGUGGUUUAGUCCAGUUUUCAUCAUAUUGGGCCUAAAAGUAAAAGUUUAACUUUAAGGGCGACGUGGCCAUUUUUUCACAUGAGAAAAUUAUUGUCAGACGGAUUUUGACUCUUCGAAGGUGCGUGCAAUAGUACAAAUUAGUGUGCUGUGUUCACUUCGUAU
Molecule: messenger RNA, 2785 nt
Organism: Bolinopsis microptera
Lineage: Eukaryota; Metazoa; Ctenophora; Tentaculata; Lobata; Bolinopsidae
Product: SRSF protein kinase 3-like
Exons: 15
Coding region: 276-2369 (697 amino acids)
Biological process (GO): regulation of mRNA processing; peptidyl-serine phosphorylation; spliceosomal complex assembly
Cellular component (GO): nucleus; cytoplasm
Molecular function (GO): ATP binding; protein serine/threonine kinase activity
Source: RefSeq, a predicted model, not a curated record